AUGGGGUACAAAUACCACACAGUCAAGGCACAAGCCAUCACCGAACAUUUCAGAGGCAUCAUGGGUAACCCGGGGAACACUAGCUGGCACUUCGACUGUCAUCUCCUGUACCAAGGCCUUCCCAAAGCAAACGAAGACAUCACUCUGCCUUUCACUGAGAAUGAAGCAUUGCAAGCGAUCAAGGCAAUGAACAGAUCAAGUGCGCCUGGGCCUGAUGGCUUCGGCCCUGGGUUUUAUAAUGCUACAUGGCCGACAGUUAAAGUAAGUGUCAUGCAAUUCUUGAAUGCUUUCCAUGAGGGAAAUGUACAGCUGGAGAGAAUCAACAGGUCUUACAUAGUGCUUAUCCCAAAGAAGACUGAUGCCACCACAGUUGAUGCCUACAGACCAAUAUGUCUUCAGAACUGCAGUGUUAAAAUUCUGUCCAAACUACUGACAACAAGGCUACAGCUACAGAUUCAUAAUCUGGUUGACCUUGAUCAGACAGGAUUCAUAAGGGGGAGAUCUAUCACUGAGAAUUUUGUAUAUGCAAUGGAAUUGGUUCAGUGCUCUCACAAAAGAAGAGUUCCCACAUUGGUGAUCAAACUAGACUUUGCAAAGGCCUUUGACACAGUUAACUGGGAUGCUCUGGACACUAUCCUUCAGGCAAGGGGGUUCAACGAUGUCUGGCGAAGAUGGAUGCAACAGAUCCUUCAGUCAUCACACACGGCAAUCUUGGUUAAUGGCUGCCCCGGGCCAUGGAUGGACUGCCGGAGAGGAUUAAGGCAGGGUGAUCCUAUAUCGCCGUACCUAUUCAUACUGGUGGCUGAUGUACUCCAAGUGCUGAUAAGGAAAUCCGGGACAAUAAGACACCCCAUGGUCGACAACACAAGCUGUCUCGUGCUACAAUAUGCGGAUGACACAUUGAUACUAGUCAGAGGGGAGCUCACCGACGUCCAAAGCCUAAGAGUAAUCCUUGACCAUUCUGCAAAUGCAAUAGGGCUGCAGAUAAAUUAUGCAAAGAGUACAGCUGUUCCUAUGUUCAUGGAUGAAAGCACUAUUGAGGGCUGCAUUUCUGCUCUGGGGUCUCGCCGAGAGGGGUUUCCCCAAACAUACCUUGGGCUGCCAUUAUCGAAUACAAAGCUGCGCCUUUCUGCCUUUGCGCCGAACAUUGCUAAGUGUGAUAAAGACGGAAGUUGCUACCGCCUGGUGUUCAUUAAUCGCUAG
Molecule: messenger RNA, 1203 nt
Organism: Miscanthus lutarioriparius
Lineage: Eukaryota; Viridiplantae; Streptophyta; Magnoliopsida; Poales; Poaceae
Source: the annotation of a GenBank genome assembly